AUGGAUGCAUGGGCAGCUUGCUGUGCUGAAGGACCUGAAAAGGAGAAAGCCGUAGAGAUUGUGCUGGAGACACUAAACAAUUUCGAGAAGCAAAUUGAAGCAAGGUUGAAUGAACCUUUUGGGCUAAACUCUGUCAGAAAACCCCGUUUGUGGAGUGUGAAGGAGUCACAGGGUUUGUCAAUGAGACGGGGUGAGGAAGAGAUGGCAAGUGAAGAGCAGAAAGAUCUUGAAUGCUCAGAGGUUCAGAUCCAUGAAGAAAUUGGCGUUGAAUUCAGAGACGAAACCAUGAAAGCAAAGAUUGUUGCAGAAGUGAAGAAGCAGUUAUGGUUAGCAGGCCCUUUGAUGCUAAUUUAUUUCUCAAUGUACUGCUUACAGAUGAUAUCUCUGAUGUUUGUGGGUCAUCUUGGAGAACUAGCUCUCGCCGGAGCUUCCAUGGCCACUUCUUUCACAUCAUUCACUGGUUUCUGCUUGUUGACUGGACUAGGAACUGCACUGGAUACCUUCUGUGGUCAGGCCUAUGGAGCCAAACAAUAUCAUAUGCUUGGCAUACAUACGCAGAAAGCCAUGCUUGUUCUAUUACUUGUCAGCAUUCCUCUUGCUCUCAUCUCAGCAAAUGCAGGCUCCAUUCUCCGAGCUAUAAGGCAAGACCCAGAAAUAUCAGCAGAAGCAGGACACUAUUCACGUUACAUGAUCCCUAGUAUUUUCGCCUACGCCCUCAUUCAAUGUUUUGUGAGAUUCCUACAAACACAGAAUAUUGUAUUUCCGAUGAUGAUAAGCACUGGAGUUACAACAUUACUGCACAUUCUUGUUUGUUGGGCUAUGGUAUUCAAAUCUGGCCUUGGUAGCAGAGGUGCUGCUCUUGCAAAUUGCAUCUCUUAUUGGAUCAAUGUAGUUCUGUUGGCAAUUUAUGUCAAGUUCUCUUCUUCCUGCAAAGAGACUUGGACUGGUUUUUCAAAGCGGGCAUUGCAAAAUGUGUUUGGCUUUUUAAGGCUUGCAAUUCCCUCAGCUAUCAUGCUCUGUUUGGAAAUAUGGACAUUUGAGAUGGUGGUUCUCCUAUCUGGCCUUCUUCCUAAUCCAAAGUUAGAAACAUCAGCGAUGACAAUCAGCUUUAACACCAGUACAUUGGUCUUUAUGAUUCCACUGGGACUCAGUGGUGUUAUCAGCAUACGAGUCUCAAAUGAACUGGGUGCCCAGAAUCCACAAGCUGCUAAGUUGGCUGUACGUGUUGCUGUGUCCAUGGUCCUUUCUGAGGGCAUACUAGCGGGUUUGAUUUUGGUCUCAAUUCGUAGAGUAUGGGGCUACUGUUAUAGCAAUAGUGAAGAAGUUGUGAGAUAUGUUUCAGUUAUGCUGCUGCUAGUAGCAAUAUCCCAUUUAUUUGAUGGAAUGCAAUCUGUUCUUUCAGGCACAGCUAGAGGGUGUGGUUGGCAAAAAAUUGGCGCUUUUGUCAAUCUUGGAGCAUAUUAUCUUGUGGGCAUUCCUUCUGCUGUUAUAUUAGCUUUUGUCUUCCAUCUUGGAGGAAAGGGACUCUGGAUGGGAAUCAUAUUUGCUGUCUUUUUACAAAUGCUCUUUCUUGGAAUCAUAACACUAAGGACUGACUGGGAGCAACAAGCAAAAAAGGCAAAAGAAAGAGUCGACAAAUCCACCAUCCCAGUAAACAUAUGACAUCAUGAAACUUUUUUUGUUAUUUUUUUUUUUACAAUAAAUUAUGGUAAGUGAGUUAAAUUCCAUAGAAAAGAUUUGG
Messenger RNA from Nelumbo nucifera (sacred lotus), 1741 nucleotides. RefSeq names its product protein DETOXIFICATION 16-like. The record is from RefSeq and is a predicted model, not a curated record. Gene Ontology annotation, cellular component: membrane. Gene Ontology annotation, molecular function: antiporter activity; xenobiotic transmembrane transporter activity. Gene Ontology annotation, biological process: xenobiotic detoxification by transmembrane export across the plasma membrane. NCBI's taxonomy places the organism in Eukaryota, Viridiplantae, Streptophyta, Magnoliopsida, Proteales, Nelumbonaceae.